Messenger RNA from Nymphaea colorata (pocket water lily), 315 nucleotides. Its product is annotated as cysteine proteinase inhibitor 1-like. NCBI's taxonomy places the organism in Eukaryota, Viridiplantae, Streptophyta, Magnoliopsida, Nymphaeales, Nymphaeaceae. Gene Ontology annotation, molecular function: cysteine-type endopeptidase inhibitor activity. The record is from RefSeq and is a predicted model, not a curated record. The transcript has a single exon. The coding region runs from base 1 to 315 and encodes 104 amino acids.
AUGGCUUCUUCCAAAUCCUCAGUGAUAGCUCCCGGCGGUUUCCAGCCGAUCCCGGACGUGAAGAACAACAAGCAUGUACAGGAGCUUGGUAAGUUUGCGCUGACAGGGUACAACAAGGAGCACCAUGAUGAAGCAGUAGCUCUAGUGUUCGUCGAGGUGGUGCAGGCUCAGAGCCAGGUGGUGGCGGGAACAAACUACAAGCUGCUGAUCAAGGCCCUCAAAGCGGGGUAUGUCAAGCACUACAAAGCUCUUGUGUAUGAGAAGCCAUGGGAGGAAGUCAAGACCCGGGCAUCGUUUGAGCUUGUGUUCCCCUGA